GAAGGUCAAGCUGAGUGUCAUCCUCCGGGGGGGAGUUGUACCCUUCAUUGCCCCAGUGGCACCAGGUCUGUCCGUCUAUGAGCCCGACUGCAGUACAACAAGCUGACACUGGUGUGCGCACUGCAGCUUCCACUCCAUCCAACUCCCAUCAGGAGUCAAGUAAGCCGAUCCCCACAGAGCAGCCUCGACUGCCGUAUUCAGAGAUCCCAGCUCUCCCAGUUCCUGUUUCCGCCGCAGCCUUUCUACUCAUUUUCUGGAGCAACAAAUCUCGGGUGCCGCUGCGUCAGUCCCGGUCUCCGCAGCCCCGGUCGGAUGCCGCUGGAAGCCGGUGGAUCAUGUCAAGGCAACAACUCCAAUAACAGAAUCUUGUGGGCCUGGAAGGAAACAGCGAGACUGUGUGGGACAAGCUGGUCGACACGGAGCUGGGUGGAGGAGAGGAGACACCAAACAGGCUGCUACAACACAGAUAUCAGAGCAUGCUAGCCAUGCUUUAGCACACGCAGGAAAGACUGGUCGAUCGCUGGAGAAACGCGCUGCCUUUUCUUACAUACUCCUGAAACACAUCGCCAUUCUCAACUGCCAUUUAUUGUACACCAUCCCUGCAAAGAUGCCGAUGCCAAGGUUGGCGGUGUGGCACUUGUGGUGACGGAGCACAGAGCGUGUGCGCACAUCCGGCAGGCAGGCCGGCGGGUUGGUGGGUGUACAGGCACACCAAGAGGCGUUUGUGGGUGGGCGAGGUUACACCAUGCGGCCCUGGGCGGGUUCAUGGCGUUGGAUUACCCUGGUGCUGUUAGCCUGGGGCACGCUCCUCUUCUACAUCGGCGGUCACUUGGUGAGGGACAGCGAGCACCCAGAGCGGUCCAGCCGGGAGCUCUCCAAGAUCCUGGCCAAGCUCGAGCGGCUCAAGCAGCAAAAUGAAGACCUGCGGCGCAUGGCCGAAUCGCUCAGGAUACCAGAGGGACAGGCAGAAGCCGGGUCCCUGGCUGCAGGGAGACUGCGCUCCCUGGAGGACCAGCUAACCAGAGCCAAACAGAAGAUCCACAGCUUCCAGAAACUCACUGGCGACGGCCCUGGGCCCACUCAGGAGGAGCUGCGGAGGAGGGUGGAGAACGGCGUUAAGGAGUUCUGGUACUUUGUUCGCAGUGAGGUGAAGAAAUUGGCCAGCGCUGAGCCCAGCGAGAGGCAGAAGUACGCCGACACGCUCCUGCAGGACCUGGGACACCAGGAGAGGUCCAUCAUGACAGACUUGUACUACCUCAGCCAGGCGGACGGAGUGGGCGAGUGGAGAAUGAAGGAGGCUAAAGACCUGUCGGAUCUGGUCCAGAACAGAAUCACCUACCUACAGAACCCCCCAGACUGCAGUAAGGCGAGAAAGCUGGUGUGUAACAUCAAUAAGGGCUGCGGUUAUGGCUGCCAGCUCCACCAUGUCGUCUACUGCUUCAUGAUCGCUUAUGGCACCCAGCGCACGCUCAUCCUUGAGUCCCACAACUGGCGCUACGCCCCCGGCGGCUGGGAGACCGUCUUUCUGCCUGUCAGUAACACCUGCACCGACCGCUCUGGGGCCACCACUGGACACUGGUCAGGAGAGGCCCACGAUAAGGAUGUGCAGGUUGUGGAGCUGCCCAUAGUGGACAGUCUCCACCCUCGGCCUCCCUACCUGCCCCUGGCGAUCCCUGAGGACCUGGCCCCACGCCUGCACCGUCUGCACGGCGACCCCUCCGUCUGGUGGGUGUCCCAGUUUGUCAAGUACCUGGUGCGCCCACAGACGUGGCUGGAGAAGGAGAUCCAACAGACCACCGCCAAGCUGGGCUUCAAACACCCCAUCAUCGGAGUCCAUGUGAGGAGGACGGAUAAAGUGGGGACAGAGGCGGCCUUCCACCCCAUAGAGGAGUACAUGCUGCAUGUGGAGGAGCAAUUCCAGCAUCUGGCCAGACGUGUUCAUGUCGACAAGAAACGAGUUUACCUGGCCACUGACGAUCCUUCUCUGCUGCAGGAAGCCAAGACCAAGUAUCCAGACUAUGAGUUCAUCAGUGAUAACUCCAUCUCGUGGUCGGCAGGCCUUCACAACCGCUACACUGAGAACUCACUGAGAGGAGUCAUCCUGGACAUUCACUUCCUGUCUCAGACUGACUUCCUGGUUUGCACCUUCUCCUCACAGGUCUGCCGUGUGGCCUACGAGAUUAUGCAGACGCUGCAUCCAGACGCCUCUUCCUUCUUCUACUCUCUGGAUGACAUCUACUACUUUGGAGGUCAAAACGCCCACAACCAGAUCGCCAUCUACCCCCACCAGCCGCGCAACAGCGAGGACAUUCCCCUGGAGCCCGGAGACGUGAUCGGCGUGGCCGGCAACCACUGGGACGGGUACUCCAAAGGCAUCAACCGCAAACUGGGCCGCACCGGCCUCUACCCUUCCUACAAGGUGAAAGAGAAAAUCGAGACCGUGAAGUACCCGACGUACCCCGAGGCGGACAAACUGCUCAACUCUCAAAAGAAGUAAAAAAAAAAUGAAAAAAUAAAAGAAGAGAAAGAGUGAGGAGAAACACGCAGACUCCGAUUCCAGGGAAGGAGGCUGCUUUUGUACAGAAAAGAGAGGCGUACUUAGUGUGCUAAGCUGGGAAGAAAAGAAAAAGCCUGUACCCAGGGGUGAUAAGAAUGAGAAUGCACUCUGUGUGUUUAUGUGAGAGCGUGUGUGUGCGCGCGAAUGUGUGUGUGUAAAUGCCUGUGCAUAUGUCAGGUCAUGGAAGACUUGCACCCUCUACCACUACUCCCCCCUGCCCGCCCGGCGCUCUGACGUCGGCUCUGUAGAGAUGUAGACAUUGAUUUUAAAUAAAGCAAGAAAACAAUUAAAAUCUACACAACUGACCGAGCUCACUCUCGAGACUGGGACUACUGUAAGACUGGCACACCCCCGGAGUGAGCUUCAAAUCAAUGACUGAAAAAAAUUGACAAACUGGAAAAAAGUGUUUUGAUUUUUAUUUAAUUCUUUUCAGUGGUUUUGAUUCUAAUCUUGCCUUUUUUUCCUCCUGAUUUGUUUUUGUUUACUGAAUGUACUGUAUCCUCUUCUUGCCAUGCUCACCGCUGCCCUCCUCCUCCUCCUCCUCCUCCUGCUCCUCCUGCUCCCCCUGCUCCACUCACUGUGCUUCCUCCAUCUCGUCUCUACAUGUGCAAUUAAUUUUAAAAACCAUAUUGUGCUUUUAUCAAGUGUUUUUAACGGUCUUAAUUUUGUGCGUAUGGGGCUUGUGCAUUGUAUACUGUACAGUGUGUGUGUGUGGACGGAUGCGUGCGCGAUCAAAGUGUGCCUGCGUGUUUAAGUCUAAGGGGCCAUGUCACGACCUGGUGCCUGAUUAAUGGUGAGCAGUGUGUGUUUUUAUUUCUGGCUUUCCUCCUGACUGAAUCGUGUUUGUGUGGCCAGCAGGAGACUGGCGGUGACAGCGGGGACUGUCCGCAGUCGCCCCCUCCAGCACUUGGAACAAUGGUGAACUCCAGUCACUCCCACUGGUGACCUCUAGUGAACAAUGGUAAGAUUAUGUGGAGUAUGGUGAACUCAUGGUGCACACACACACACACAAACACAGGAGCCGUCCCGAGGCUCACCAAAAAGAAGCACUCCACUGAGAAAAUGUCCUUUUUUCGGCAUCUCUGCUGUCUCUUCUGUCCAUCUGUUUGUUUUUUUACUUUUAACAUUGCUGUUUUAAAAUAAAUGAGGAAAAAUAUGUUUAAAAAUGAUAAUGCUAUCAAACUCAGAGUCCCCCAUCAUGAAGGCUUUUUUUCAUAACUUAUGUUCUUGGGCAUUGUCUUUGAUAACCACAGAUCGAAUAAACUUGAGAACCAACAUA
Plectropomus leopardus (leopard coralgrouper) is the source of this 3836-nucleotide messenger RNA. RefSeq names its product fucosyltransferase 8b (alpha (1,6) fucosyltransferase) (gene fut8b). Gene Ontology annotation, molecular function: glycoprotein 6-alpha-L-fucosyltransferase activity; protein binding. NCBI's taxonomy places the organism in Eukaryota, Metazoa, Chordata, Actinopteri, Perciformes, Serranidae. Gene Ontology annotation, biological process: protein N-linked glycosylation. The record is from RefSeq and is a predicted model, not a curated record. Gene Ontology annotation, cellular component: Golgi cisterna membrane.